UUCUGGCUCCCACAGUUAGCCAACAUUCGGUGAGUACCAAAACAUAAACAAAGUGUAAUUGGCCCAUCAAUAAUUGAGUUUUUUGGUCAGGCGACGAAAUACUGAUUAUUUCUAGAUCAUAGUGAGAAUGGAUUACAAUAUCAGCAGAUUAUGUCGCGUUUGUUUGGAAGAAGGUGUUUUCACAUCUAUAUUCAAUACGGAUUUGGUAGCGAUGGCUCCCGCAGACAUGUUGGUGAUGUGCGCUAAUAUAAAGGUAUCAAAAAAUGAUGGUCUUCCAACCACAAUAUGCAACAAUUGCAUGUACCGUUUGGGAGUUGCAUUUCACCUCAAACAACAGUGUGAAAAUUCCGAUAUGAGACUGAGACAGUACAUUGGAUUGAUGACCGGAGUCUAUUCCAAUGCCCUGGACAAGGAAACGAUGACUGAUGAUUCAUGGUUGCUCGCAGCGAAGAAGUCUGAUGAAGGAGAACAUAAAGUACCGAAAAAGAAGAAAAGUGGGCGCAGCAGAUACAAACCCAAACCACCGGAAGACCGCAAAAAGCGUGGUCCGAAACCUGUACCAAAGAUUCCACAAACUUGUUAUCAAUGCCAUAAAACGUUCAAAUGUGCAGCACAGUUGCAGAUGCAUUUAAGAACUCACAGUGGAGAGAAACCUUUCGCUUGCAGUUACUGCUCCAGACGGUUCGCCCAGAAGCACAAUUUGUCUAUUCACAUACGAACGCAUACAGGAGAAAAACCAUAUCAGUGUGAAAUAUGUAGCAGGCAGUUCUCUGCGUUGGGAAAUUUCCAUGCCCACAAGAAAAUCCAUUCCAAUCAAAGGGAUCACAUGUGUCCAUCAUGCAAUAAAACUUUCAUCACAUCCGGUGACCUAGCCCGUCACAUGGUAUCUCAUUCUGGAAUCAAAAACUAUCACUGUGACAUUUGUGCCAAAAGCUUCGGUCGGAAUCGGGACAUGGUGGUGCACAAGAAAAAAGUUCAUCUAAACGACCGUACCGCUGAAAACUACAAGUGCAACGAAUGCCAUAAGGUUUUCACAUCCGUCGAAAGCUUUAACAAUCACAUGCGUAUUCAUAAUACAAUGCCAUCAUCGGCAGCACUGAUGUCAGCACCUCCACCCCAAACACAACCGCAAAUACAACAGCCAAUUGCGCUCGCACCACAUCACAGUCUGGCUCCAGCCCCAUUGGGAGUUGGUCUCGGAAUGCUGCCUCACACGCAUACCCAAAGCACAUAUCAUACUCAGAUGCAUCCUGCACAACGGUUGCAUCCCUAUUAAACAUCAAAGUUAGCAAUCAUAUUUAUUUUUCGGAUUGAAUAAAAAGCAUUUGUGUGAUUUUUCAUAUAAUAACAAUAAGG
Molecule: messenger RNA, 1356 nt
Organism: Aedes albopictus (Asian tiger mosquito)
Lineage: Eukaryota; Metazoa; Arthropoda; Insecta; Diptera; Culicidae
Product: zinc finger protein 561
Exons: 5
Coding region: 128-1276 (382 amino acids)
Biological process (GO): urogenital system development; regulation of transcription by RNA polymerase II; embryo development
Cellular component (GO): nucleus
Molecular function (GO): RNA polymerase II transcription regulatory region sequence-specific DNA binding; zinc ion binding; DNA-binding transcription factor activity, RNA polymerase II-specific
Source: RefSeq, a predicted model, not a curated record